CAUUGUAUUAUACAUGGCGCUAUUUCGUCUGCAACGUGGCAUAAAAAUGAUUAAAAAGAAGAAAAACAUUGAUUUUAAGAACAUAGUAAUUGCAAUCAAAUUAGGUCUGUUGUGGAUGUUUUGGUGUCUCUGCACUGUGCAAAUAGUGCAUUCCUGGAAUGACCAUUUCUACAACGUCACAGAUGAAUGUUUGAGAAAUUUUUGGUGUCCGUCAGAAAGUGACAACUUUUUACCAGGAAUUGCAUUUCGAUGUGAGGAAGGCACCUUUCACCCAUUCACAGAUGCCAACAGUGCUGAUGAUUGUAUGCCUUGUCCAGUGGGUAAGAUUUGCUUACCAGGAUUGGAUCCAGAGCCUUGCCCUAAAGGCUUUUCAUGCUUAGGAGGUCCUGGUGUUCAUCCAUGCAUAGUUGGAAAUUGUUACAGUAGCAAUUCAACAAGAACAAGGACAAAAACUUUCAGAGUGGCGGUCAUAUCUUCAGCCGGUAACUACUUCAAGAUUAACGCUGUUGAAGUUGGCCGCUUUCAGGUUUCUGAAGUAGAGUGCUGUCGAAUCGCCAUAUUUGUGUUUGAUGACAACAUGAUAAUGGUAGACCAAAAAAACGUCAAUUGGACGCCUAGGGAAGGACGUUUUGGGCCAGUUAGAGACUACACGAAGAACAUCCCUCCCCGCCACCUUGCAGUCAUUAUGGUUUUGAAUGACAUUUUUGACUCACCGAUUUUCGAUUGGACAACACAACAGCAUUUUCGAUCGUAUCUGGGCAGUACAUUUGCACCUGGAAUACUUCAUGGAUACAGUUGGGCCUUUGCCUAUGUUUCCAACACAAGCCAAAGAUGGGAGAGUUUUCCAAGUACUAUUUGGCCUAAUAUCGAUUUGAGGUUCAAUCUAACUACAACACAAACUGUUGUAUCAGACCCUGACUCGAAAUUAGUUUCAAUGAGGGUGUCAUCAUCACUGCACUCUGGAGACAUCUACCAAGUAGUACCAGCCUUGUUUGGUUAUGAUCUGUUUACACGGCCAUCAGUUUCUGGCAAGUUGAUACAGGCAACUCCGUUCGACAUGUGCACACCACCUGAAGUCCCUUUAGAUGAAAGAAUUGCUGUGGUUUAUCGAAGCAAAGCAUGUACUUUUUCAAAGCAGGCGCUGAAUGUUCAAUCUGCAGGGGGAAAAGGGGUCAUUAUAAUUGAUUAUUACUACGCCCCUCUGGUCAACAUGGCAAUACCCCGGUUAAUGGCUGCAUUGAGUGGUGUCGAUACCAAUCAAAUACAUAUUCCAGUAGUGUUCAUGGGACAACAUGACGGAAUACAUUUCCUAGAUGUGAUGUGGGUGGAUCCAGAACUUAUAAUUGUGCUAGAGUCUAACCAUGUGACCUCAGGUACCUGUCCAUAUGCCACAGGUGUUGUUGAUCCUCUAGGGGUACAAUAUAGUCCACCAGGAUCUUACCUUGUUGAAGGUACCAUUGAAUUAUGCCCACCAGGGACAUACCAGCCAGAACCUAAUUGGCCAAGGUGUCAUCCAUGCCCAAUGGGUUACUUCUGUGCAACAAGUGGACUUACUGCAGUUUCUGGAAAGUGUGGGGCAACAUACAGUUGUAGACAUGGGGCCUCUGACCCUAAUGUUCCUUGUGGUUUUGGGAAUAUUUGUCCAGACGGAUAUCGGCAACCUUGUGGAAAGGGAUACUAUCAAGACAACUCUCGCGGACAUUAUUGCACCCUCUGUCGACCUUCUUUCUACUGUCCGCUGGAACUCAAUUUAUGGGAAAAUGCGUGCCAAUCUGGUAGAUGUCCAACUGGUGGCAGUUAUCGUUUUGACCAAUCCAAAGGGCAAGGCAAUUGCUUACGUGGCUACAAUGGCGUUAAUGGAACUUGUAAAAUAUGUCCAAAGGGCCAUGCUUGUGAUGUAGAUGGUACUUUGACGCCACAACUUUGUGAGCCUGGGUGGGAUUGUGGAGAAGGGGAGAUAAGUGUUACUCCGAAAGUUUGUCCACUAGGUCAUUAUUGUGACCACAGAGUCCAGUUGGACAAAGAAAUAAAUCUAUGGCAGUUUAAUCCGGAAUACUAUUCAUCAAGUGCUAACGUCAUAAGAGACACAAAUUCAAGAUGGUUAGGACCACCAAACCUCACUGUGUAUACAAGGCAUCGUGCGCAUACGAGUGCUUUUUACGCGUCCCUGCCUAUCACGCUGACAUCUAGAAUGGUUUUACAGACGAGCAAGCUCGUGAUUAAGAACGCCACAUAUGAAGACAGUGGAAUCUAUUGGUUUAUGCUUGGUUCAAUUAUGACUCAUGCCUAUAAUGUUAAAAUAACAACAGAAGGUACUAGAGGGGGAAGUAGGAUUCCCUGUCCAGUAGGGCAUUACCAAGACCUUAUCAAAUCGAUUGAGUGUAAGAAAUGUCCAAUCGGUACACUGUGUAAUAGCACUGGUAUCAUCUACCCAAUGGUGAAGUGCAGUGGAUAUGUCUGUCUGCAAGGGGAAGUGGCUCUUUGUCAUCAGUACUGCCCACAUGGUUAUGAGACCACAUGUCCUGACGGUACAAUUCCAAGUAACUUUACACACUGUGCACCAUGCCCAGAGGCAAAGCUGUGCUACAAUAACCAGGUACUGCCCUGCCCCCCAGAUAACUACUGUGUUGGUGGAAAACAGUUCAUAUGUUUGCCUGGGCGUAGAUGUGUGGAUGGGAAACUGUCAUACUGUCAAGCGGGCCACUAUGCUGUCACAACAAAUGGAACCACCGUAUGUGCCCCUUGUCCUGUUAACAAGGUUUGCCCGCACAAGGUUUGGGAACCGUUAAACUGUGUUUCUGAGUUUCAUUUAUGCUCGCAAGGAAUCUCCAGAAUUUAUCAAGAAGCCUGUCCUUUGGGAUACAAAUGCAAUGUAUCUUUGGGAAGCGGCAAACAGGCUUGUGAGAUAGGUGAAUAUGGCCGGUUCCAUGGUAUAUGUGUAACUUGUCCAGCUGGCCGAUUUUGUAAUGAAAUUGCUCUUGUUACACCGCAUGUAUGCCCUGCUGGCUACUAUUGUCCAACUGGCACCGUCACACCCGCAGUCUGCCCUGCUUGCUACUAUUGUCCAACUGGCACCGUCACACCCGCAGUCUGCCCUGCCUGGCUACAAUUGUCCAACUGGCACCGUAACACCCGCAGUCUGUCCUGCUGGCUACUAUUGUCCAACUGGCACCGUCACACCCGCAGUUUGCCAUGCUGGCUACUAUUGUCCAACUGGCACCGCCACACCCGCAGUCUGUCCUGCUGGCUACUAUUGUCCAACUGGCACGGGCACACCCACAGUCUGUCCUGA
Molecule: messenger RNA, 3292 nt
Organism: Dreissena polymorpha
Lineage: Eukaryota; Metazoa; Mollusca; Bivalvia; Myida; Dreissenidae
Exons: 21
Coding region: 14-3292 (1092 amino acids)
Source: RefSeq, a predicted model, not a curated record